Durotheca rogersii is the source of this 1101-nucleotide messenger RNA. Its product is annotated as SUR7/PalI family-domain-containing protein. Lineage: Eukaryota; Fungi; Ascomycota; Sordariomycetes; Xylariales; Xylariaceae. Gene Ontology annotation, cellular component: cell cortex; plasma membrane; membrane raft. Gene Ontology annotation, biological process: fungal-type cell wall organization; endocytosis; septin cytoskeleton organization. The transcript is spliced from 2 exons. The record is from RefSeq and is a predicted model, not a curated record. Bases 178 to 927 code for a protein of 249 amino acids.
ACCCCUUGCUUAUUUACCUAUAAUACACGUCUAUCUCGCUCGACUGUUUGGUCCGCCGUCUACCCUCCUCCCUAAUUCCCAGGCAGUUGAUGGCCUGCGACCGAUUCGUAUUCGGAGAGCUCUCCUAACGGUUCAUUUACGCAGAAGACCGCGCGCUAUCGGCGAACUUCCCUCGAAAUGGUGCGGACCAACACGUACCUCGCACCGGUCGCCCUUGUCCUCCUCGCCGGCUCCAUCGUCAUGCUCUUCUUCGUCAUACUCUCAGCCGUCAACACCACGUCGCCCCUGGGAAAUACCUACUUCCUCUCUGCCGACACCUCCGACAUCACCGGCGCCCGCCGCGUCACCCAGUGGGCCUACUUCUACAUAUGCGGCGAGGGGAAUUCCGACUGCAGCCGUGCGUGGCCCGCACCCCCGCUGGGCUGGGCCUGGUCUAGAACCCCCUUCAACGCCCCCGCAGUUCUGGUGGGCUCCUACGGCGGCGCCACCACCAGCUUCUACUACUACUACAUGUGGAGGUUCGGCUGGGUCUUCUACCUGAUCGCCCUCGUCUUCUCCGUGAUCGCGUUCUUCGCCGGCUUCGUGGCGUGCUGCGGGCGCCUCGGAUCGGCCAUUGCGGGGCUCGCGUCCUUCGUCGCCCUCUUCUUCCUCACCAUCGCCGUCUCGCUCAUGACUGCCGUCUUCGUCCGGAUGCGCGACGCCUUCCUCGCCAGCGGUCGGAACGCCGAGAUCGGCCGCUACGCCUUUGGCUUCAGCUGGGGCAGCUGGACCGCCCUGUUCCUCGCCACGAUACUUUUCUGCGUCGGCAUCCGUCGCGACGGCAGCAGUAGAGGCAACAGCCGCCGGUGGGGCCGCCAGCGGAGUGUGCGGAGCCACCGUAGCUACGAUCUGGGCGGCACCCGGCGGGUCAAGGACGACUACGCCUAGAAAUAAAAUCUCCACGGCUCAGGAGAGAUGCGCCAAUCGGAAGCCGGGCGCGAUUUACCUUCUUUUUUAAUGGCACGACAGCUACGACGGAUCGACGAGAUAUCAGGAGAGCAUACCGCUCGGCUCGCGGACACGGAUACGGCGACGCCGAGGCAUUAACUAGAUAUAAUUGUU